AACGCGACGUGUUCUCUUGUCCCUGUUAAGAGACUAUCAAGAUGGCGGCCUCCAGGAGCUGCUCUCUGUGGAGCUGCUGUGGCCGCAGGUGGUCGCGGUCGAUGCGGGGCUGCUGCCUCUCAGAGCUACAUAGCUCUUGGUCCGGGGACCCUCUGGGUGCACGACUCUUGUCCCAAGAGAAGCGGGCAACAGAAACGCAUUUCGGGUUUGAGACUGUGUCGGAGGAAGAGAAGGGAGGCAAAGUCUAUCAGGUGUUUGAAAGUGUUGCCAAGAAGUAUGACGUGAUGAAUGAUAUGAUGAGUCUUGGUAUCCAUCGUGUUUGGAAGGAUUUACUGAUCUGGAAGAUGCGCCCACUUCCUGGAACCCAGCUCCUCGAUGUUGCUGGAGGCACAGGUGACAUUGCAUUCCGGUUCCUUAAUUAUGUUCAGGCACAGCAUCAGAGAAAACAGAAGAGGCAGUUAAGGGCGCAACAAAAUUUAUCUUGGGAAGAAAUUGCCAAAAAGUACCAGAAUGAAGAGGAUUCCUUGGGUGGUUCCCGUGUCAUGGUAUGUGACAUAAACAAGGAGAUGCUAAAGGUUGGAAAGCAGAAAGCCUUUGCUCAACAAUACAAAGCUGGACUUGCCUGGGUAUUGGGAGAUGCUGAAGAACUGCCCUUUGAUGAUGAUAAGUUCGAUAUUUACACCAUUGCCUUUGGGAUUCGGAAUGUCACACACAUUGAUCAGGCACUCCAGGAAGCCUAUCGGGUCCUGAAACCAGGAGGACGGUUUCUCUGUCUUGAGUUUAGCCAAGUGAGCAAUCCCCUCAUAUCCAGGCUUUAUGAUCUAUAUAGCUUCCAGGUCAUUCCUGUCCUAGGAGAGGUCAUUGCAGGAGACUGGAAGUCCUAUCAAUACCUUGUAGAGAGUAUUCGACGAUUCCCAUCUCAGGAAGAGUUCAAGGACAUGAUAGAAGAUGCAGGUUUUCAGAAGGUGGCUUAUGAAAGUCUAACAUCAGGCAUAGUGGCCAUUCAUUCUGGCUUCAAACUUUAACUCCUUUUCUAUCCUGGAGCAUGAACCAGUCACAUCCUGUUGAAAGCCUAGAAGUGCAGGAUAAUCUGGCUAAUGAAACAGCCGCAGAGCAUCUCCUCUUAAGGAUAUUCAUGUUCUGAAUUGACCAGUCUCAAAGUUGAAGAAACAAAUUCUUGUCACUUGUUUUGCAGCUUUCAUUAGGAACUGCUUCAGGCCUUCUCCCAGAGGUAUUUGGUCUGUUUUUUUGGCUCAACUCCUGCAAAUUUCUCUUGGCUGUGCACUGUGGUUAAGGUAAAACCAGCACUAAAGCACAAUUUUGAAUUAUGUUUGUAAUUUUUCUGCUGGUGCUGCCUUCCAGAGGGAUAAUGGAUCAUUUGAACCCAAUGAUGUUUUGAACUAUAAAACUUUCUUUUUUUUUUUUUUAAAGAUGACCAGUAAGGGGAUCUUAACCCUUGAC
Galeopterus variegatus (Sunda flying lemur) is the source of this 1461-nucleotide messenger RNA. RefSeq names its product coenzyme Q5 homolog, methyltransferase (S. cerevisiae) (gene COQ5). The record is from RefSeq and is a predicted model, not a curated record. The coding region runs from base 42 to 1025 and encodes 327 amino acids. NCBI's taxonomy places the organism in Eukaryota, Metazoa, Chordata, Mammalia, Dermoptera, Cynocephalidae. The transcript is spliced from 7 exons. Gene Ontology annotation, molecular function: methyltransferase activity. Gene Ontology annotation, biological process: ubiquinone biosynthetic process.